AUGGACAAUAACAUGUGUUUAGAACACCAGGCCUUCAUCCUCAAAUUGCCAGACGAGAUUUUGGAUGCGAUUAUCAGUUUAACGGCGCCGGUGUUGCGUAGCCACAGGUGUUUACCCGAGCAUUCUAAAGUUUACGAGAUGGCCAUUGCGCUUUCUCUUGUGUGCAAACGCUUUCAUCGAAUUACUGUGCCAUACAUGUAUAUGGAUUUAGGGAUCAACACCAACGAUGACGCCUGGAGACAACCGAAGAAAGUUUUCAAGAACCUUCAUCGAAGCUUCCGAGAGAAUCCAUCACUUUGGAAACUUUGCCGAAAUCUCACAGUGAUCUGGAGCAAAUCAAACGACAGGAAUCUCUAUAUUGCAGCAGAUUGUCUUACCUGGCUCACUGCCGCUAAGACCUUGACCUUCUGGGAUUUGAAUGGCAAGAAGGCAUGGGAGCUGCUCCGAUUAGCUACCGAACAAAAGUCGGCUUGUGAUACUCUGUCACUCUCCUCCAACUACAAUUACGACCUCCACCUACCAUUUGUGAUAGACGUAUUAGGUGAUUUUACGUCUGGGUUUCUCCCCAAUCUCAAAAAACUAAACCUAGACGGGGUUUCCUUUUACGGAGAUCAAAUGUCCCAGGCAGCACUUAGGGAAAAAGCGGGAAUGGCCCCGUUCACGAAACUUCAGCUCUGCAGUUUUCUCCUAACUCCAAAAUCUCUCGAAGGACUUGUCCGUUGGUCGAGCCGUCUAGAAGAAUUUGAGCUUAAAUACACAUUUGGUGAUGACUAUGCUACCGAUGGAUUUUAUAGCGAUUGGAGGCUGGCAAAAUUGCAGCCAAUUCUUUCUGUUCAUCGAAAAACCCUGCGGUCGAUCACAUUAUACGGCAUUGGCAGCCCUGGGUUCGAUGGCUUUGAUUUGCGCCAGUUUGACAACCUAGAGGAACUCAGCCUCUCAUCGCAAAUAUCAGGUCAUCAAGGCCCCAGAGAGAGGACAAUUUACCAACCCCCUGACGGUCUUUUCGCAUCGCGCCUUCGUGUCUUCCACUGGGAUUUGACUCUGCUGGAUCAGCAACUUGGUGAGAGUUUGUCCGACUUCGACCAAGAGGAAGAAGACUGGCUACGACUAUUUGCACGCAAGGCAAUUGAGUGCCGAUGUCCACUUCAGAGGAUUAAAAUCAAAUUUACCCCCUGCGACUGGCAAGGCGCUGGAGAUGUGUAUCCGUGGGAUAGAAUGGAUGCUAUGGGAGCUGAUUUACGGCCCCACGGCAUUAAAGUGUCUUACAACCCUCCUUCUAUCAGCAGGGAGCAGUACAUGACGUAUAUUGCGAAUUCUGCUCAAAAGGAUCCAGCGCUGGCUGCCGAAAUGGAAUGCGUCGGAAAUACCAUGCUGGCUGGAACUGUCGUGCCGACAAUCUAA
Penicillium vulpinum is the source of this 1401-nucleotide messenger RNA. RefSeq lists its product as uncharacterized. Bases 1 to 1401 code for a protein of 466 amino acids. The transcript is spliced from 2 exons. The record is from RefSeq and is a predicted model, not a curated record. NCBI's taxonomy places the organism in Eukaryota, Fungi, Ascomycota, Eurotiomycetes, Eurotiales, Aspergillaceae.